AACGUCACAGAUCUAUUUUUUUAAUUGAUUGAACCUUAUACAUAGUUAACCGUGGCCUUUGAAUUGAUAUUUGGUGUUUUAAACUUCCGGGCUGUCUAACCUGAAUGAUUUGGAAUGGAUUAUUAUUUAUAAUUUAAAUAAUGUUUUUUGAUUCAAUAUGGAUUUUGUUUAUUCAGGUUAUUUCCGUGUUCGGUGGUUGUUACUACCACUAUCAGUACGACUACCAUGAAUGUGAUACAGAUGUCGGAACUAUCAUUGGUGCAAUUAUUGGUUCUUUGUUUGGAGUAGCAGUUAUAGGGGCUAUUAUCGUCACAAUAUGUUGUUGUGUUAAAACCAGUGGUGUUCGUGGUCAUGUGAUACAACCAGACACUUUAUCAAAACUUAAUCAACAUCAACAUGAACAAACACUGCAACAGCAACAACUACCAUCAAAACCAAAGAAAAGUAAUAAAAAACGUUCACGCCUUAAAAAAAGUUCCAAGAGUCAACAUCCACUACCACAACAGAAUGCGGCAUAUUCUCCUCCACCAAUUUAUGAACCCGGUCAUCUACCACCUCUACUAGAACAUAGUACGUCAUAUUCUUCAACACCAUCACAGGAACCCGGUCCUCGUACACCUCUACCGCAACAGAGUGUGGCAUUUUCUUCAACACCAACACACGAACCCGGCCAUCCGCCACAGCCUUCACAACAAAGUUCGGCAUAUUCUUCAUCACCAACACAGAAAACUGAUCAUCCGUCACUUUUACCACAACAGAGUGCGGCAUAUUCUUCAGCAUCAACACACGAACCAGGACAUCUGCCACCUCUAACACACCAGAAUAUGGCAUAUUCUCCACCACCAACACAGGAACUCGACAAUCCUCGUCCUCCAUCAUAACUGAGUCGGUGUAUCCUCCACAACCAACACAGGAACCUGACCAUCGGUCAUGGUCACUCUAGCAUAACAUGGGUGACAUACAAUGCAAUAUAUGCAAAUUUCUUAAUGAAAUAAACAGCUGACAACAUGAGAGUCAGAACAUCAACGAAAGGGAAGAAACAUUCAAAGAUCUACAUGAUAGCAUUACAAAGGAGGAUGUAUGAAUGCUAUGGGUUGUUACAGUCAGUGCGUGGCCAUUCGCCACCCCAGCAUGUUAUGGAUGACAUGUAAUCUAUUCAAACACGUGCAGUGCAUUGUGGGUCGUUUCUUAAAGACACGUCGUUUUCGUUUGUUCCACAAUUUUCAGUAGGUUUGUUUUAUCUACGAACUCACUGUAAAGUCAACAUUUAUAACAAUCCACAUGAUUAAAUAAUUUACCUUUAUCGUUUAUUUGGAUGGAAUGAAACUAAUUCAAUAAAAUGUCAAAACUCCGAUCUUUUCUAUUUCGAAAAAAAAUACUUCCAAAUAAAAAAUGUUAAGUCAUCUAAACAAUAUUCUUUUUAGACUACUAGUACAUACAUUGACGAGUUAAGAAAAUAAGCAAUUUCAAUUCUCGAGAUCAAUUUUGUAUGAGAUUUUUUUUUUUAGCCAACGAUGCUAACUACACCUUUUUAAAGCGUCAAGUCGCGUAUAUUCAGUCUUGGUGGGAAAAAAAACGUUAAGAACUUUCUCCUUGUAAGAAAAAGUAAAAGCAAAAUAAUUAUGGCACACAUAUUUCGUUUGGUAGUUUUAGGAGGGAGGAAAUUUGAUAAUCAACGAAUCAGUAACGAGAACUAUUCGAUAAAAUAGUAACUAAAAAUAAUGUAGAAAUCUUUAAAAUUACAAAUUCUUUAUCUAGUAUUCCUUCUGUUUUGGUUCGUAUUCGAUUAAAUGUUUGAGGAAAAUCAAACUAAAUAAAUCUUUUAACACAUGGAAUAAAAAGAAUUAAGUAUAAAUAAAACAUACAUAGAUAAACAACUGGUAUAUGUGGACAUAUUUCCACGUUGUUUUCUUCAAUACACAGGUUAUCUCUUUAUAUAUAUUUAUAUAGUUAUCUGUGAGUAAGGAUUUUCCUCCUUUUUAAAAGUCAAUUUCCAAAUAGUUGUAUUUCAUAUUCAAAAUUUUCAACAUAAACUAGCUUGAGCGACGGAGCUUUUAAAAUAUCAAUUUUAACUGAGAAGUAUUGUAGCUCAUAAACAAGGAUAAUUUCUUUCUGUCACCCAGUAGAACAAAGCUACCAAUAGUGUUUUAUUGCACGUGCAUUUUUACCAUCUAUCUGAGCGUUAAACGUCAAACAAUUUGAGUAGUAAAAACGGCAUAUGUAUACCGUGUAAAGAAAUUUAUAUAUUUUUGGAAACUUUGAAUUAGUUUUAUAAUAGAGUUGAAAUUUUGCUCUCAUUUUUUGUAAUUGUUUUUGUUAUGUUAUAUAUAUUUUGUUAUUAAAAAUUGGUUAUCGGUUCAUUA
Mytilus californianus (California mussel) is the source of this 2363-nucleotide messenger RNA. RefSeq lists its product as uncharacterized. The record is from RefSeq and is a predicted model, not a curated record. Bases 141 to 881 code for a protein of 246 amino acids. The transcript has 4 exons. NCBI's taxonomy places the organism in Eukaryota, Metazoa, Mollusca, Bivalvia, Mytilida, Mytilidae.